AAAAUUUUUUAAAAAUAAGAAUACAGAUUAAACAUGUUAAGACACAACUAAUAUAGAGGAUUUUUAUAGCAAGAUAUUCUCAGUGAGAGUAAUCUGUUCCUGCCUUUCGAGAAGUAACGAUAGAAUAAAAAUAGGUAUUUCUGAUUGGUCGGAUCCAAAGCCGGGUUUCCGGCAGAGAGAACAGACGCACAACUCAUUGCGCGAUGAUCGCUACAUAAACCCAGAGCAUCGGUAAACUAUUUUCUAGUUACGAUCCAAUAUCAUGAGUCUUGUAAUUUGCCGAAAGGAGUGGGUAAUUUCUGCCAUUUACCAAGAGUUCAUAGAAUCUUUGACGGAAUACAAAUGAGAAUUUCAGCGAGAUAAGAACUCGGUAUUAAACUGAAGAAGAGUAGAUUUACAUACGUUCUCAUAUGCGGCCCAAAUGCAUGCGGGAGUCGAGAUUUAUUAGUUGCAUCGAGGGUAACGUCCAAGCUGAGAAAGACGAUUCCAUGACGAAGUAGGAAAGUAUAAUAUACAGGCGAUGGAGAGAAGGUGUACCGGAGGAGCACGCCGCCGCCGGCACUUUUCUCCUGGCUAAUCGUUAUGGAAAGUCUGCAGAUAAUAUGGGACGCUGUGCACCGCGGAAUCUCGUGUGGAAUCGAAGCCGCGCGCUGCUCGUCGUCGACGUUGCUGAAGCAAGGAAAAUUAUACGGGGAGCUGGGAUGAAGAGCAUGAAGAGAGAGCUUAUCAACCAAAUAAAAAUAUAUACUCGAAAUGUCGUUGCUACAUUAAAAUUCGCACGUAACUGCAGAGAGAUGAGCGCAGAAAUGUUGAAUUGAAAAUGUUUCCACGUGGUCCGCGCGACAUCUGCUCGAUUCCAAGACAUUAAGGAAGAAGAUAGGGAAAAGAUAGGUCGUUGUGUUUGUAAAGGGUUUCCUCCUAACGAUACCUCUUUAAGCUUAAUGUUUCUCGUUAAAAAUCUUUGGCAAAUAAUAUGGGACGCGAGCAGAAUCUCGUAAGAUUACUUCGGCACGUCGACGACAUUGCUGGCUGUGGCAAGGAGUGGUACACCCGGAGCGAGAGGAUGGAAGAACGGUCGCUGCGCCAGUGUAAAGGAGACUGGCGACCUAACGGGGAGAAAGAGCGGAUACGAGAGGAAGCGAGAGCGAGAGAAGAGAAUGUAUGCGAGCGAAUGGGACGGACGAGCAUUGGAUGAGAAAGAGAGCGUAUACGAGGCGAGGUGCAUGAAGCGAACGAGCGAAAAAGAGGAACGGUGUUCGUAAUCAAAGGGGCAACCCGCGGCGCGGCUGCGGCGUGGAAGAAAGUCAGCCUAUACCGAGCGGCUCAUCAGUCCGGCACAGUGCGGUGUCCUGAAUGCACGUCGAACCAACGAUUUUUCGCGUGUUCUUGCCACGUGAUUCCGUUCCGUGUAUCACGCAGCACCGUACAAACGCACGUUCGUUCACCGACACCGAGUGGAAGCCCAUCAGCCGACUCCGAUUAACUUCGGUGCAUCGCUCGAUCGGCAGCUGCGACGUGCAACGCUUCGAGUUAGCGGUCUAUCGUGUCCAUUGGACACUCGCGUUUCGAUAAAAUUACGCGCGUACAGUACAAAUAUUCGAGAAAAUUUUAUUGAAGAACGCAUGUAUCGAACUGCCAGGGAAGAACAAGAGUGUGAGCAGAAGGAUUGAACAAUCGUGGAUUCGAGAUCGACCUGUACGAGUGUUACACGGACCGUGGCAACGAUCAAAGGAUUUAGCAAUGCUCAUGAAUGGGAGUGGCCAGUAUUCCAGUGGAGCGUAAAGAUCAGCAAACCUGCCAUGAAUUAAAAUCAAUCCGAAAAAUGGAUGUCGCCAAGGGCACAACAGAGGACUUUGUUACAGUGGUCAGCGUCGGCAAUCAGCCGAUGUCGGAAAAUUUCGUGACCGUUCUAUCGAUCGGCAAUAGAAAGAAGGACAAUGAGGAAUCGUCAGCGGCGGGCAAGAGUUCGUCGAACGGCAUGGACGGCCAUCUCGAGGAAGAAGUCGAGGUUUUCAGAUUGCCCGGGGAACGUUUGGGCUUUGGGCUGAAAUUCGAAGGCGGCAACAAGACCGCCGAGAGAGUUAGAAGACUAUUCGUGCAAAGCUGCGCGGAGCAAAGUCCAGCCAGCAGAGCGAAAUGUUCGUGGGGCACCUUAGGCGAAGGAGACGAGGUACUUUCGAUCGACGGUAUACCGGUGACGCACAUGACCCGAUUGGAUUGCGUGAGAAGAUUGAAGGAGUCACAAUUGGUCAUCAGAUUAAUGGUGAGAUGUCGUGGUGCUCUCAGACCGGAAGUGGUGAGUGCCGAGAGAAAAAUCGAAAGAAACAAAGUGCCUCCGGAGUUACCGGCAGCACCGCCGCCUGUACCACCAAGAAAGCUGAGACAGCCUCGGGGAUCCGCGGACGGAGAGGCAAAUCCUAGUCCUAUCAAGAAAUUGUGGGACAAUUCAAAAUCGCAAAACGGCGCGCAGAACGAUUCGUCUGUUUCGCAAGUCGGGUUACAGUGCGUGACCAAAAUAGGCUCUUAUGAGAAUUGCGAGUCCUCGUCGAAAAACGUCAACGGACUGAAUCAGGAGAGCUCCAAGGAGUCAUCUUCGAAGGACCGCUCGUCGGAGUUUGUGAAAUCGAAGCAGGAACCGCCGGAAGCAAUGGUUUAUCUGGACGCACGAUCACAAUGCGGCUCCACGCAUGGUAGCACGUCCGACGAUACCGGUAGUUCCAUGUCCACCGUGGUGGACAGAUUCUCGACGUCCGAUCGCGUGUCGACCAUCUCCACGACGUCCACGGCGUCGACCGCCGGUUCCGAACAGCCGAACGAAUUCUCGGGCGUCGAUCGAGACUUCGAUCGAUCGUCCGAUCGAGACGUGCUGCUGUCGCGAGCGAUCUGCCCGCUCGAGAUGCUCGAGCGGGACUUUUCGAAUCCGCCUGAUUACCUACUCCGCCGUCUCGCCAGUUCGGAGGCGGUGACACACGUGGAGUCGCGAGGCGAAGUCGAGCGGAUUACAGCGGUCGUCGCACCGAACACGGUGUUGAUCGAGGAAACGAUCACUCUUCAGCCGCCACUCAGCUUUCAAGACGCCCCGCUGAGUUACGGACAUGAAGCCAGGCCGGAUCUUUUCUACACGGCUGAUCUGGCUGCCGACUCGACGACGCAUUUCAGGCCAAUUAAGGACGACGUGGAGCUCGUGGAGCGCGUCAACGGGAACCACGAAGAAUUUCGCGAAACAACCUGCACUGUUUCCGGCACCGGUAGAAUCAACGGCGUCAGGUCGUCACCGCCACCGUUGCCGGCUAGAAAUCACGUUAAUAGGAUUUGCGUGAAUCAGACGCAGACGAGCGAAUCUGGCAACAAGGCGCGUCCGCGAAUCGCCACAACGGUACCUGUCUUCUCCGAGCCUUCGGAAGCUCCUCUAUUGCCACCGAAACCGUUACCGAGGAAGGACGUUAAGGCCAGACGGAAGAGGCCACCGCCGCCACCGCCGCCGCCGAUUAUAACACCGCGAAGAGAAAUUAAACCUUCACCGUCGAUCGAAUCUAAUCACGUAACGGAGAAAGAAAACGAGAAUCCUUCGCAAAGCACGGACCACGUUCGGCCAAGUAUAUGUAAUUCGUCAAAUAAAAAUAACGUCCUAGACGAAAAGAGUCAAAGAAAUGAGACCUCAGAUGAAAGUCGCGAUAGAGAAACUGACAUAAAGAAUGUCUGUCUCGACAACGAGAAGAAAGAUAAAGCUGCAAGUUUGGGAGAGGACGCACAAACGAGCAAAGUUUUUGAGAUUAUCGAAAUUAGAAUGACUAAAAAUUUACAGUCUGAUCAGAAGGAGGAAAUUGCGAAAAGUCAACCGAAUAACGCAACAGAAACUGUGAAUUGCCAGCAAAUUAAAGUUAAAGACGAAGUAACUAAUAGAAACGAACGGGAUCAAUUGCAAGUUGCGAAUAAUUCGAGCAAAGUUUCACCGGAGCAGCGAAACUCGAACUCGAAAGAAUCAGCGACCGACAAAUGCAUUGACGAGUCAAAUGAUGAAAGAGAAAAAGGUAAAGACUCGGAAAGUUGUUAUAAAGAAGAAACUAGAACAAAUGACCGGGAUACUUUUAAGGAAGAAUUUCCAAGGAACGAGGAAGAUAUCUCACCGGUUAAUUCUGCGGCGCAAGAAAACGAGGACGACGAAACUUAUCAAUCGCUCGAUGUGAUAAACGACGACAUAAAAAAUCCAGAAAUAAAUCAGAUAUUGGAGAACGAAGAAGUUAUGGAAGAAGAGGACAGCACUGACGAGAGCGACGACGGUAACUAUUACUGGCAAAGUAAUCUCGCUACCAUCGGCGAAGAAGAGGAAACAUCCUUAGAAUACGUGAAUGACAACGCAGACGUGAAUAAUUCCAGCGAGCUGACGGUGAAGCCGGAAGAAGCACCUCCUGCAAUCAAAAAAGAUGCGUUCGUUAAAAACGCGCGAGAUGACGAAGCAGACCACGUGAGCAAGAUUGCAGAAUACACGGAGGAGAAAACCAAGAACCCGAUCAAAGAUACGGUAAAUGGUAAAAUGGAGAACUGCGGAGGCGGCCAGCGCCUGCCCCCGGACGGGGACGAAUUUCCAGCAGCGUAUCAAGAAUUCAGCAACAGUAGCAACCAGCCACCGUACAGAUAUAUCGCUGCGACAAGGACAGCAACGAUAGCCACGAAUGGUGGAGGAUUGUGCAACGAGAACGAGCCGUUCCGUGCCGGCGAGACUCUUAAAAUGCUCGCGAACGACAGCAACGUUGUCGGUUCGAGGAGCAUUAUUCUACCCGAUAGUAAGAUGACGUUCACAGGCGCUGAAAACGUGAGGCAGGAUAUAAACAAAGUCGCUUUGACAAAUAUGGAGAACGUCCGGUCCGAGAUGGGCAAAGCUACGUCGGCUAAUGUAGAUAGUGUGUGUCAAGACGUGAAGUCCACCGAGAUUACUAACGAAGAGAAAAAAUCGUCUUAUCAUACUUCGGAAGAUAUCGCAAAGAAAAACACUCCCAUCGUCACGGGAAGUUCCCUUUAUUCUUGUCAGACGACUAACAGCAAUUUAAUGAUGAGCGAGAAGAAGAUGGAGAUCGCCGGAUAUUAUCACAAGGACGUGACGACGAUCGAAGAAGUGCCAAGCCACGUGGAAAAGGACACGCCUGUUGAUGCCCCGCCGCCUCUACCAUUGACAGGUCCACCAAAAACAGAGCAAACGGUUUUACAUGCAAGAAACGUUCCUACGAUAGAAUCUCCACAGAGAAAGUUUUCCCUAAACGGCGAUCUCUGGAGACAAGAUAACAAGUCCGGGCGAUCUGUUCGAGACAAAAUCGCCAUGUUUUCGUCGCAGAGCAGCCUUGACGCGCCCCUAUUUCCUAACGCCUUGACGGCGGCAGCAGCCACGAACAACAAACGCCUCUCCAAGUACAAGUCCUCCGAAGAUGUUUGCUGCGACGACAAGAGCAACGGGCAGAAGGAACGGCCGUCUUUCUUCGCCGACAGGACGCAGAGUUCUUUCGAUCUCACCGAUUCGGCCAAGAUUGCGACGGGACAUGACACCGCGAAAAAAUAUCAGAGAACGCCUAAUUUGUCUCAGACUGUUCAACCCGUUCUGUUGAGUCCAACUGUGCAAACUACGCGAGCAGUUCCAAAGACGUUACCAAUCGUUCCUCCGAAAACUAUGUCACUGUCCAGCCCGUUGUCGACUUCGUACGACAAGCAGAACUUCUUAAAUACGACGACGAAAAAUUAUUGCGCAAAUACUGUCGAAAGCGGCAAUUUGCAGAAUGUGAAUUCGAGUAUCGGUAAAAUUGUGGGUUCUUGUAACAAUUUUAGCAAUUCGAUCAAAAUAGCGGGCGCGCCUUCGUUGACGCGAGCUACCAGUUUCUCGGGUCCGACACCUUUCGCGCAAGAUCGAGAUUCUCUGAUAGGAGAUUCCGUCAGCAACUCAACACAAAUCUCGAGGACAAAUUCCUUGGCGUCCACGUUCAAGCGACCCGGAGAAGAUGUGAGAAGAAACAGCUUGAAUCAGUUGAUCGAACAGAGACGAAGAUCGAUAUCAAAGUUACGUGGUCUGAUUAUACCGGAGAAAGACACCGUAUCGAUUGACCAACCUAUCGUCGAUCUGCCGGAAAUUAAAUCACGAGAUUCGAUAUUAUUGCAUCAGAUACCAAAGGCAAAUAUUCAAGACAAAUGGGGGUCUCAAAGUUCCUUGGCCAGCAACGCCAGCACGGCCAGCCAGCCCUUAAAAGCGACAACGUCCUUCAAAAUGCCGGCGCCACAGAUACACUCCAAGUAUUCCCCGGCCUUCAAGAGAAAAUCUCUCACGGUUUACGGUACUUCAGUGACAACAAGCUCCGCGAUAAAUGGCAGCGCACCGAUCAAGAGUUCUCAAUCAACCGCAAUGUCCACGUUUUCGGAGCCACCGAAAAGCCUGGAGAGUAUUUGCAGCCCGACGAGAAGCGAUUAUAGCUUUGAAUUUGCCUCGACCACAAGCUCACCAGAUGGUUCGCGCACCAGACCGAGAACGAUACAGAGGAAAGCUCGCUUGGACUACGAUGAUUCCGACAACGAUUCGGCUGUGAGCAGCUCUCAAAGCAGCAUAUCUCGCGGCUUCAGUCCGCCAAUGUCUCCGGUACCAUCGGAAAGAUCUACCAUCUCAUCAGAGAGAUCUUAUGUCUCCACGGAAUUAAACUGCCAACGUCGCCAACCUUUGAUUGCGGACAAUUUAAGCAGAAUCUCAAUCGCACGAGAUAUCAGAGAUCCAAUUGCUGCAUCCAAUAAAGAUCAAUUCGCCUCCAGGAUAGGCGUCCUCGGUGAACGGACGUAUCUAGCCGAGAGAUCGUCUUCCAGCAGCAGCAGCUCGAAUCCACGCUCACCACAACCGAACGAGCUUGUUUCGAGGAGUUCGCAGAUUCCUCAAAGACAAUUGAGACGAUCGAACAGCACCGAUACAAAUUGCAGCACAUCGUCGACGCUCACAUCUGGGUCACAAGCCAGUGCAGAGUCCCUAUCCCGAAGAGUACUAAAGCCGCAGAGCGUGGAGGCGAUCAAUCGUAAGAAUAUCCUGGCGAGCGCUAGAUGCCGAAGUGGCAGGGAUCUGAAUGGAUCACCGCUAAUUCAACGGAAAUUUUCGGAUGACGAAGAUACGGGAAAAGCAGUCGAAAAUGGUGGUGCCAUUCAUCAGAUGAGCAAUAACUCGAGGAACGAUCCCGCGGGCAAACAAGAGAUCAAGAUUGCAUACAUAGAAGUCGCGGAUCCCUUCGCGGAGGCUGAAGGAUCGUUUCAGAGAAAGGGAGAGAAGCCUAAAUUGCCGCCUAAAAUGAGCUUCCCGCCACCAGCAGUGAGGCCGCCCAAAUCCGAAAUAUUAGAACCGUCAAACGAUCUCAAAAGAUGGGUUCGAGCGGAAGUGAAGACUUUGGCGCGAUCAAUGGAAGAAAAAGCGAGCAGCCAAUAUGAGAAAGAUCCAUCCAUUGCGACUCAAAAUUUGGAAAUAAGAAACAGUCGUGGUUCCUUAUUUAACGAACCUCUUGCUACAGUUUCUAAUAACGAUUUAUCUUUGAAGAACAGGACUACAAUAAGCGACACAAAAAUCACCGCAAUGGAAAUCUCAAAUAAAUCACAAAAUAAAGUAAAUUUAACUCCUAAAAAAAAUAUAGAAGAUCAAAAUGAUCUCUUGACGAUCUUAACGACAAAGAGCCGCUCCAGAUCAGCCAUUCACGUUGACGAAGGAACUUUCAGUAAGUCGAAAAGUCAAAUGAGCCUAGAAGAUAUACUUGGCGCUAAAUCGGAUUCAAAAUUACUACGCGCGCAAAACACAGAAUCUAAAAUCGAGAAAAACAGUAUGAUAACAAGUUCGCCCGUAAAAUCCGCUUGGGAAAUUUCAAAGGAAAAUCGAUACGCGAGAAGAGGCUCCAAUACUUCGAACGAAUCCUGGUCAGAGGAUAGACCCUUCGUCUCGAAAAUACCUACCUUAGGGAAAACCAAAACUGUCGAUAGCGGCGACGAAAUGUCAGAAAGCGUCGAAAGAAUGAAAAGUGCGACGGCAUCGAAAAUUCCGACGUCCCGUGGCCUAAAUCGACGAAGCGCCAGCGUCACGGAUAUGAAGAAAGCCUUAGAAAAGAUCGACACGAAUCCCGUGCACAGCCAGUUACAACAGAACCCCAGCAAUUUGGCCAACAAUACUCACAAUCGAUUUCCAAGUCUAGACAGCAGCGUGGACGAGAAUAUCGAGACGGAAAUGGAGACUGAUAGAUGCUACGGCGAGCAAUUCGGUAGUAUUAGCUCAUUGGCUAGUAGCACCAGUUUAAUCUCGCAACAGGAAUUGGCGCAGCUCGUCGAGGAGGCUAGUUUGGAGGAGACACGUGGCGCACACGACGUCAUAGUCGUUCUACUCCACAAGGAGAACCCGACCGGCAGCGUUGGCAUCACUUUGGCCGGCGGCGCAGACUGCGAAGUGAAAGAGAUCACGGUUCACCGAGUGCUGACGCACUCCAUCGCGGACAAGGAUGGCCGGAUACAGAGAGGUGAUAGGAUUCUCAGCAUAAACGGUCGAAGCACGCGAGGUCUCACGCACAGGGAGAGCAUGGUGGUGCUGAAGCAGCCGAGAUCGGAGGUCGUGUUGGUCGUAUCGCGAGUCAGGACGGAGGAAGGCUGUAAGCUAAGGUCACGAACCGCGAGUGUCGAAACCAUCGUCGAAGGGUUAGAGACGAAUGGAAAUGUGGAGGACACAGCGUGGGGCCCACCAUCGACCGUAGCGAUUUACAAGGACGGAGCUGGUCUGGGAUUUAGUCUGGAAGGCGGCAGGGAUAGUCCCCUCGGGGAUAGACCUCUAAUCAUCAAGAAGAUAUUCACCGGAGGUGCUGCCGAGAAAACAGGUGCUUUGAAAGCCGGGGACCAACUGCUCGAAGUAAACGGUAACGACGUGACGCGAAUGUCGAGGAUAGAAGCGUGGUCUUUGAUGAAGAAGCUACACGACGGUGAAGUAAAUCUCCUAGUCAGGCAUCCUGCCACUAAAUCCUCGUGAAGAAUACGAAAUCCCGAUCGUAUGAUACAAAAGAAACGUAGAAAUGUGCCAAGCAAGCAACUGGAUAAUUUUUCGAUCAAUAUUUGUAGGCAUAGUGUUGGGAAAAAUAAUUAUUUAAAGGAUGUAUCUAUAAUAAAAACUAUACUAUUUGAAAUAAGUAUUUUGUGUAAUAAGUACGAAAAGUUUUUUAUCUACUGCACAAAAGACUUAUUUUAAAUAGUAUUUUUUGUAUAGAUACAUUUUUUAAAUAAAUAUUUCUAUUGAAUCUAUUUCAAUUUUUUCCCAGCAUUGCGUAGACAUAAUGGGUAAUAAGAUAUGUUAUUAAUUUGUUCAAAGAGAGAUUUUAGAUACAAAUCAAUAUAUUAUACAUGAAAAGCUUUUUCUCAUGCUCGUAAAUUUAAAUAGUGCAGCUAUUUAAAUAAUGUUUAAUCAGAAUCAAAAGCUCAAUCUCGCCAAUUUAUGAAAAGAAAUGAGCUAUGCUAUUUCUAGUAGCGUUUAAAUAAAUCGAUAACUAUCAUACAUUCGCUGCUCUAAGAAUUGCAUUAUCAUCUAUUAUAAAUUUAACAAGCAACUUGUUAAUUAAUAAACAAAAAGAAAAAUUGGCAAGUCUGUGUGAUUUGCUAAUUUAUUUUCUAAUCAACUUCUGAUCAAACAUCUUGUAAAUCUUGCACAUCUUGUAGAAUGAGUCUUAUACAUAAAAUAAUGUGAUAAUGAUACGAUGCAAUAAUCUUGACAUUUUCAUCGUAAUAGAAUCAAUACUACAAAAGGAGACUUAACAGCUAUAAACUUCCAAUUUGAAUAGACAAUACAAAAUGCAAUAUUGUAUUCUAUAUGCAAUGAUUAGAUGUGGAAUAAUAUUUUCGUUAAAUUUCACUAAAAAGAGCAGCGAUAUAGAGUCUUAAUAUACUAUAUAUUUUGGGAAAUUUUAAUAUAUGCCAUACGCAAGCAAAUUGUAAUGAAUGCUGUUGAAUUGAAGUAGAUACGUCAAUUAAUCAUUUAAUUAAAGCGAUAUAUCGUUGAUACGAAUCGUUCGUACGACAUUAAUUCCAUAGUGCCGGCCGUGCAGUAAUAGUUAAGGACUUAAGGAUUUGCGACAAGUAAAAUAGCUGAAUAGAUAGUUAUAAUAUGAGCCUGAUUGUAGAUUGCCUAUCUCUAAUCGAUUUUAUCGUAGCUACCCCGUCGCCUUACUAUAGUGGUUCCUGUUACGUUAGGAUAUGAAAAUUAUUUUUAUACAAAGUGGUGGUCAGAAUUGAUACGCCGUUAUAGCAACGAGAGAAAGUAGCGCGAGAGUUCGUUUCAGUUGCCUAAGGAUGUAACUUCGAUUAAAAGUUAAUUAAUUUAGUUAGCGAUUAACUCAACUGAUAAUUGCUUGUAAUAAUAUUUCUAAUAAUAUGAAUUAUCUCUAAUCGAAUAUUUCUUUCCACGUUUCUUUCCAUUAAAUAACAAAAAAAAAUCAACAAUAUUCUAUCUAUGUUGACAAAAUAGUAUAAAUAUUGUACUUGAUAAGUUAAUCGCUGAUUAUCUUAGAGAUUAGUCGAAGUUGCUUUUGACACAAUAAAAUCAUACUGAAAAAAGAAUUUGAUAAUAGCUACCAAAUGUUGAUUAAUAUAAAAUAAAUAUUUGAUUAAAUAAUUUUAUUUUUUUUAAUAUUGUAAGUAUAAUUGAGAAGAAUUAGAAUUGUAAAGUAUUUACUAAUUUAGAAAAGUAAAAUUAUUUCUGAUUAUAUUAAUUAUUUGGUAGCUAUUCUUCAAUCAAGCUAUUUUAAUCAAAUUCUUUUUUCAGUGAGACAGAUUUGUGCUAAAAAGUAGUCCCCCAAAAAUGUGGACAUAAUUUUCAGGCUAACUAUGAUAUGCAUUUCUCUAAAACAUAAAGUCAAUUUAGUGUGCCUAUGCAAUUGAAUAAAAAGUUGAAAUUAAUCCAGUUUUAUAUCAUAAACAUAAAGAUAACGUGAUAUAAAUAUUACUAUACAAGUAAAAUAUUUAUAAAAUAACUAACAAUAAAAUAAAAUUUCCUUUGCAGUUAGCCUGAAAUGUAUAGCGGGUUAGAAUUGUUCAAAUUUUUAUUUGAACUUUACUAAAAAGAGUUUGAAAGACCAUUUUAAUGUCAUCUCGCGACUAUCCGUAAUAACUAACAAAUUUUUAAUUUGUUCGCUGUUGAGAAGCCUAAUCAAAUCUACAAUUAAAUCAAUACCUGUCACAUUCACGAGAUCACGUCGAUUGUGAUCACCUCAUCAUCGUUAAUGCACAGGAUAAAUCAUGCAUUUAAUCAGGCAGAGACCGCAUCGCGCAGCGUAUACGUGAACAGAACGCUGUUUCACUUCUCUCUCCCCCCCCUCUUCCCCCCCGCUCCCCCUCCUCUAUCUCUCUUACUCUCAACUGUCUCUUUCUGCAUCUUACGUUCGGUCUAUUGUCGAGAUAUCAUCGGCGAGAAGUUAUCCCGCGCACGAGGCGCGACGCUUUGCGUAAUUAGUAAUUUCGCCGGGAUAGUAAGGAUAUAAUGAGACGAGACGUCAAGUAAUUAUUUCAGACUAGGAAUGGCGCGAAGGGAAGGAAGAUGGCGGACGACCGCAUAAAUAACUUUGGCAUUAAAGACGCUCGGUAACAUCAACUAAUAGCCCAGCAAGAGUGACGCUAAAUGAAGUCUCAAUAACGUCUUGAUGUCUCUAAUGAUCAAUAAGAUAUCGUUUGAUUGCUGGAAGUAACGUAACAUCGAUAUUAUAUGUUACUAUUGGCUUAUUGGUAGGUUCUCGUUCCGACUUUCCGUCGUCUUGCGUUUCAUUACACCCGAUCAUUCUUCUCCCCGCGCCUGUUGCAUCCUUCUGUUAAAGAAUAUAGCGGGAUAAAGUACGACUCACCGAUCUCGAUAAACAUCUCGAGGAGUAGGAGGGAGACAGGCAACAGGAGUAGCACCCGGGACGAAAGACGAAACGACACUUGAUAUAAAUGCAUCCUUGAUCGUGAUCGGCGUCGAAAUGACCGAAGUGCAGUCGCGUCUAGCGUGAAGUGCGCCGGUGUAGGCGAUCGAUCCAUUGAUCGAUUUGAAUCGACUGCAAUUCGCCAGCUCAUUCUAUACGGUUUGAAUGUGUGUUGAGAUAUUCAAAUGUUAGAGAUCAUGAUUUUCCAUCGACUCUAAUUUAUUUAAAAUAUUUUAAUCUUCGAAAUAGCGUUCUGCUCAUUAAUUUUCUUGCAUCCGCACGUGGCCAUAAAUUUCCAAUGACAUUGAACCGCGAACUAAUCAAUCGUUAGCUCAAUCUCAAUUGCAAUUACUGAAAUUACGAAUACGCCAAGUUAGAAAAAAAGAGUGUCAUACAUAGCAAAAAAUAUUAAUAUAAAAAAUGUAUAUUGGAAUAUAUAUUUAAAUAUAAUACGAGGCGUUUCGGGAUUUGCAUUUAAUUAAAAUUUUGUGCUGUGAUAUGUAUGAGUGACACGAUUUAGUAUAAAACAAACAACUAUUGAUUGAGAUACUAAUGAAUAUUAUUACGUAUUUUAAUCCAAUGUAAAUUCGUUAUAUAUGUAAAGUACUGAAUUGUUUGUUUCUUUUUAUUAUUGUUUAGUGUUAUGAAUGCUUUUUUUAUUGUGUAUUUCCUAUAAAAAGCGUUGCAAACACUUUAUAAUAUAAUUUUUGUUAAAAAUACAAAAUCUUUCAAAAGAACCAACAAAAGGAAAGUAAAAAUUAUUAAGAAAUUAUAUUAGAAAAUUAAAUUUUCGCGCAUUUUUUCUCUGAAAAAGAUUGUGUGAGAUGAAAGAUUUCUUGAGAUUAUAUUAGAAAAUCAUGUUCUUUGUUCGCUUAAUAUAUUUAUUAAAUACUAUAAUUGUACAUUGAAAAUAACAGCGAAUUGUAUAUAACAAUAAUUAAUACCAAUAAAAUUUCUUUGGAA
Messenger RNA from Monomorium pharaonis (pharaoh ant), 12881 nucleotides. RefSeq lists its product as uncharacterized. Lineage: Eukaryota; Metazoa; Arthropoda; Insecta; Hymenoptera; Formicidae. The record is from RefSeq and is a predicted model, not a curated record. The coding region runs from base 1751 to 9004 and encodes 2417 amino acids. The transcript is spliced from 11 exons. Gene Ontology annotation, molecular function: protein binding.